Molecule: messenger RNA, 2569 nt
Organism: Rhododendron vialii
Lineage: Eukaryota; Viridiplantae; Streptophyta; Magnoliopsida; Ericales; Ericaceae
Product: pentatricopeptide repeat-containing protein At2g37310-like
Exons: 2
Coding region: 164-2158 (664 amino acids)
Biological process (GO): RNA modification
Molecular function (GO): RNA binding; protein binding
Source: RefSeq, a predicted model, not a curated record
AAACAAAAUUUACAAGAACAACUUUUUAAAAACUAAAAUCUCAAAAUCUCCCUGAACCUACUUUAUUAGCCAAGCAAAUCCGAUCGGUCUCACAAGGGAAGUUCAAAGGCCAAAGCUUGCACAUAGAAUGGUGGGAGCACAUUGUUCGUACUUGCGCAAAUGAAUGAAGUUAGCGAAGUCCCUUCUGUGCCAAACACCAACCAUCACCAACGGCUACAUUCGCCAAACCCUCCAGGGAGCCAAUGGACUCAACUACGCCGCCUACGGCCGCCUCAUCCAACGCUGCACCGACCGCCGCCUCCUCCGCCAAGGCAAGCAGCUCCACGCUCGCCUCCUGCUCUCCUCCGUCGUCCUCGACAACUUCCUCGCUUCGAAGCUCAUCACGUUCUACUCCAAGUCAGGUCACCUACCCGAAGCCCACAGGGUGUUCGACGAAAUUCCCCACAGGAACACGUUCUCUUGGAACGCAUUGCUCGCUGGGUAUUCCUUCAACGACAUGCAUGUCGAAACACUUAAGUUGUUUUCCAACAGGUUAUCUUCUCCUUCAGGAUUCACAAAACCAGAUAAUUUUACAAUAACGUCAGUGUUAAAGGCGUUGUCGUCAUUGUUUCCGGACUUAAAACUGGCUAAAAUGUUCCAUGCUUUUGUCGUGCAAAAUGGGUUUGAUUCGGAUGUCUUCACUAUGAAUCCUUUGGUUACGUACUACUCGAGGUGUGAUGAUGUUGCUUCAGCAAGGAAAUUGUUUGAUGCAAUGCCAGAGAAAGAUAUUGUGACAUGGAAUUCGAUGAUUGCUGCAUAUUCACAAGAAGGGUAUUAUGAAGAUUGCAAGAGAUUGUACAGAGAAAUAUUGGAUUUGGAAGGUUUAAGGCCAAAUGGGGUUACAGUGCUCAGUGUUUUGCAGGCUUGCGGGCAGUCAAAUGAUCUUUUGUUUGGAAUGGAUGUUCAUCAAUUCAUCGUCGCUAAUGACAUUGAAAUGGACCUUUCAAUUUGCAAUUCGCUUAUUGCAUUGUAUGCCAAAUGUGGUAGCUUGGAUUAUGCAAGAGAACUUCUUGAAAACAUGAGUGAGAAGAAUGAAGUUACGUAUGGUGCCAUUAUCUCUGGGUACAUGGUUCAUGGAUUUGUAGAGCAAGCUUUGGAUCUUUUCCAAGAAAUGAAAAGCCCAGCAUUGAGUGUGUGGAAUGCUGUUAUUUCUGGUCUGGUACAGAACAAUCGACCUGAGGGAGCUCUAGAAUUAUUUCGAGAGAUGCCAUCCUCCGAACUAAGGCCAAACUCGGUUACACUUUCAAGCAUUCUUCUUUCUGUAUCCCAUUUUUCUAAUCUGAAAGGUGGGAAAGAAAUACAUGCAUAUGCCAUUAGAAACAGCUUUUACAGGAAUGUUUACGUCACCACUGCAAUUAUCGAUACCUAUGCAAAAUUGGGGUUCCUUUACGGGGCACAAAGAGUGUUUGAUCAAUCAAAAGAUAGGAGUGUGAUUGUUUGGACAGCUAUAAUCUCAGCACAUGCAGCACACGGUGAUGCGAAUGCGGCAUUGGAUCUGCAUGAAAAGAUGCUGAAUAAUGGGACUCAACCAGAUCCCGUCACAUUUACAGCAGUAUUGACAGCUUGUUCCCAUUCUGGGGUGGUUGAUGAAGCUUGGAAGAACUUUGAUGCAAUGCUUGUGAAAUACAGGAUUCAGCCCACAGUGGAGCACUAUGCUUGUAUGGUAGGAGUUUUAAGUAGAGCUGGAAAGCUCUCUGAGGCGGUGGAAUUCAUUUCUAAAAUGCCAAUUGAGCCAAGUGCUAAGGUUUGGGGUGCUUUGCUUAAUGGGGCUUCGGUUUUUGGUGAUGUUGAACUUGGGAUGUUUGUUUGUGACCGUUUGUUUGAGAUCGAGCCAGAAAAUACAGGGAAUUACAUUAUUAUGGCUAAUUUAUUUUCGAGAGCUGGAAGAUGGGAAGAGGCUGAAAAGGUAAGGGAAAAGAUGAAAAAUCUUGGGUUGAAGAAGAUACCUGGUAGUAGUUGGAUUGAAACAAGUGGUGGGUUACAGACCUUUAUUGCCAAAGAUGUUACAAAUGAAAGAACUGAAGAAAUUUAUGCAAUGUUAGACAGAUUGCUUUAUUUUAUGAGAGACCAAGGAUAUGUUUUGAUGGAUGAAUUUGAUGAGGAAGCUCUUUGUAAUUGAGCUCCAAGAACCUACUUUGGUGAAUGGCUAGCUCGAUAUUGCCAAUCCCUUUGUUGAUUGAUUUGGUGGAUCCUGUCAAUUGAGAAUGAUAAGUUAAUGAACAGUUCUUGAGCCUCCAUCCAGUAGCUAGAAUACAACAUCCAUAUCUUGGGUCAUUUGGGAAGAGGAAGAAGGAAAAUAUAUCAGCUCUUUUAUUCCAAUGGGCAAGGGGAGCCUUUCGAUUGCCAGUGGUGAGAAGUUUUCCAGUAUACAUUGACUCUGGUCUUCUGCAUGUUAAGAUUUUCCAGUAUUUAGGUGAAAAGACAAUGUCAAACUUAUCUCAAUUUGUGUUUGUUGCACUACAUUUUGGUUAGAAAGCAAAUGCACGAGAGUAGCUAUUCAAAUUUAUUUUACCGUUACUGAUUGGUAAAA